UACUUAAGAAUGACGUCACUAGAUGACACUACAUGUGACUUUUACACCCACAAUAUAAGAGGGCGCGUUUAUUUUUAUUUAUUCACAUUUCAAUUUAACACAACGGGGAAUUAAAUUAUUUAUCAAGCCGCAAUUUAUAAUAAAAGUUAAUUAUGAGGAAAUUACCUUAUAUUUUUUUAAUAAUUUAUCUUACAUCCGUUCAAUCGGAAACUUAUUUUCCAACUUCCGACCUUGAACUUGAUGAUAUUCCCCGUAAAAAUGGAACUAAAACCUGGGGGACUAUUUUUCCAGGAACAAAAUGGUGCGGACAAGGUAACAAAGCGAUGCACGAAGAUGACUUUGGAAAAUAUCGACAAACUGAUGAGUGCUGCCGAAAUCAUGAUCGCUGUCCAAAAAAACUAAAAGCUGGAACUUAUAAAUACGGACUACUAAAUUCCGGUUCGACGACAAUAUUAAGCUGCAAAUGUGAUGAAAUUUUUUACGACUGUCUCAAAGAAGCAAAAACAAUAACAAGUCAAGCUGUGGGUAUUCUAUAUUUCGAUAUAUUAAAACGAAAGUGUUUUACUUACGACCACGAAAAAAAUAAUGGACUGUACAAAUGGAAAGCCAACAGAAAAUUUUCCGACAACAGAUUCAUUAAAUUCGUCUCAGGAAUUAUUUAACCACUUCACUUACAAUUAAUCAUUAAUUACCCCAUUGAUUUAUAAUUGAAACCUAAAAUAAUUAAUUACCUUACUAAGUAAUAGCUUUAAUUACUCUAAGUAUUUUUUCGAUUCCUCUUAUCUUAUCAAUUACGAUUAAAAAUUAAUAAUUAAUAAUUAAUAAUCUUUGAAAAUUAGA
Molecule: messenger RNA, 840 nt
Organism: Microplitis mediator
Lineage: Eukaryota; Metazoa; Arthropoda; Insecta; Hymenoptera; Braconidae
Product: phospholipase A2-like
Exons: 4
Coding region: 153-662 (169 amino acids)
Biological process (GO): arachidonate secretion; phospholipid metabolic process
Molecular function (GO): A2-type glycerophospholipase activity
Source: RefSeq, a predicted model, not a curated record